UGAAGGUCCGAUUGAUGUAAAGGGAUAAUCCCUCCCCCCUACUGCGACAGUCUACGCCUAAGUUCUCUGUCAGUGGGCUAGCUUCCCAGCGACUCGCCAAGUUAUAUGUCAGGAUGCUCUCUUGCGGAAAACUAGCCCUAAUCCUCCUUGCCGCCAGCUUGCAGGAGGCUGUGGCUUCCCUCUCAUCGGGCUGCGGCAAAGCUGUAGGCACCAGCAGUGGCACCAAAUCCAUGACAGUGAACGGCAAGACGCGGCAGUACAUCCUGCAGCUUCCGGCCAACUACAAUGCCAGCACCGGUUACAAGCUCAUUUUUGGGUACCACUGGCUUGGUGGAACCAUGAAUAAUGUUGCCCCCGGCUACUAUGGCCUACGGGAUCUAGCACGGGAGACGGCUAUCUUCGUCGCGCCACAGGGCCUGAAUAACGGCUGGGCAAAUAGCGGAGGAGAGGACCUCAUAUUCACCGACCAGAUGCUGGAUUAUAUCACUUCCAACGCCUGUGUCGACAAAGACCAGAUCUUCUCCACGGGAUGGAGUUAUGGCGGCGCUAUGACCUUCGAGCUGGCUUGCUCCCGUCCAAAUGUCUUCAAGGCCGUAGCCGUUAUCGCUGGGGCUCAGCUCAGCGGAUGCGACGGCGGUACCACGCCAAUCCCGUACCUCGGCAUCCACGGCGUGGUCGACAGCGUUCUCCCCAUCAGUCGUGGCCGAGACCUGCGCGACAAGUUCCUUCAGCUCAACGGCUGCGCCUCUAAGAACGCUCCCGAGCCGGCCGGCGGCUCCGGCACGCACAUCAAGACAACGUACGAUUGCAGACCCGGCUACCCGGUCUGGUGGAUUGCUCAUUCCGGUGAUCACGUCCCAGACCCCAAAGACGCCGGCCAGAGUCAAUCGUGGGCACCCGGAGAAACUUGGAGUUUCUUCACCCAGCCUGGCUUGAAAGGGCAGAGCGGCGGCGGCGGUGGCAGCAGCAGCAGUGUAACGACGACGUCCAAGGUAACCUUCACAACUUCCUCCACCACUCCAACAACGACAGCAGGUGGUGGUAGCUGCUCGGCCAGAUACGGCCAAUGUGGCGGUAUUGGAUGGUCGGGGCCAACAUGCUGCCAGUUGGGAACCACGUGUAAGUACUCGAAUGAUUGGUAUUCCCAGUGCCUUUAGAGAAUGAUGCAUCGCACUCUGGAGGUCAAAGUCAUAAAAAAUACCGUUGUGAGGGGUUAUCACCUUCUAAAUUGCUCAAAAUGAAGCGAGAAAAGGCUGGCUUGCCGUUAUUGAAUGGGUGAACGCUUGAGCAGAAGGUGGAGUUGUAUGCUGUUUUAACAAUACUAUCGGCUCCUACCAUCGUUUCCGCUGCGAAAAAAAAAAAAAAAAAAAACAUUU
Molecule: messenger RNA, 1376 nt
Organism: Trichoderma virens Gv29-8
Lineage: Eukaryota; Fungi; Ascomycota; Sordariomycetes; Hypocreales; Hypocreaceae
Product: carbohydrate esterase family 1 protein
Exons: 2
Coding region: 114-1157 (347 amino acids)
Biological process (GO): proteolysis; carbohydrate metabolic process
Cellular component (GO): extracellular region
Molecular function (GO): feruloyl esterase activity; serine-type peptidase activity; cellulose binding
Source: RefSeq, a predicted model, not a curated record